This is a messenger RNA of Exophiala xenobiotica, 1360 nucleotides long. RefSeq lists its product as uncharacterized. NCBI's taxonomy places the organism in Eukaryota, Fungi, Ascomycota, Eurotiomycetes, Chaetothyriales, Herpotrichiellaceae. Bases 42 to 1178 code for a protein of 378 amino acids. The record is from RefSeq and is a predicted model, not a curated record. The transcript is spliced from 2 exons.
CACCAACACGCUGUAUUCUCACACGUUGCUCCAUCCUCACAAUGGAUCAACUCUGCACGAGGUGUGCGAGACUGAGUCUCAUAUCCCCACGCAGGACCUCAUCACUAGCCUCCACGAGCAUCACUCGAAGAUUUUCCUCUGGGCGCAUGCUGUGCGCUGAAGACAAUUCAAAACCACCUCCAAACCGAACACCUUCUUCGGGUCCGCGUAUCAUCCGAGAAUUUGUGAACCCAUCAGCCAAAAACUCCAGCCAAGGUGCCGGCCCUCCACGCGUCCUCCGCCAAACAGGAUCACCCGUCCAGCGCGGCACACUCCUCCGCCGAAAUGGUGCAGGCCCAUCUCGUCUCCAGGGUGCGGCUACCGGCCAAAACGAAAGAUCUUCCACUCCGCCAGGCCCCAUACUUCGACGCACCGGAGCUCCUCGCACCGGCCCAUCAACCCAACGACCUCAGCGUUUUCAACCUGGGACCGCUCGAGCGGCGGGUGCCACGGGCCCCAAAAUCGACAAACGCAUCCGACGCCGCGACCAACGCACUGCUAGAAAAGCCGCCGAAGAAGACGAAGACGAGCUCGACAUCGAGGAGAAAGUCGGGCACUAUAUCAACACGGUGAUCGAUCCCCCUCCCAACCCGACCGAAGAAAUCAUCCACAAGCCCGGGCAGGACAUGUCUAUCGAGUCAUUGCGCGCCGACUGGCCGAACACACCCUUAUCCGCGACCGGUCUGACCGAGACAGUCCAGCAGCGCAUCGAAUGGCUCGCGCACCGCCUUCCGCAUGGAUACCAGACGCCUCAGCAGCUCGCGGAGCGGUAUGUCAAGGGCUACUUCACGCGGUUCGAGUCCGAAGAGGAGAAGAAAGAAGUGGUCCAUCUGGCCGAGGAGAUGGCGCAGAAGCGUGCGGACGAGAUCACAGAACGCAAGAAUGUUGAGGUCAAGCCGAGGGAUAUGUCCUUCGACGAUGUUGUUUCACGUCAAGCAGAGCGCCAGGGUCUGGCCGAUACCUAUGUCAGGGGCAAGUACGCGGAAGUUCAGAAGCAGAAGAUGCCGUUCUUGGAUCAUGUCGUGGAGAACCUGAACAACAACGUAACCUACAAGGGGCCGGAGACAGACCAGUUCAUGCAGACGGUUCAGAAAUUGAUGGCUGCGGGACGUCCUGGACAGGCUCAAAAAGGUGCUUGAAGAUGGAUCGCUGCACUGUUGAUAAGCCAUAAGCCUCUCGAAGCAUGGCAUGAGCCGUGUUCGCUUGACGUAGUCGCCUAAGGGUUCGGGUCGGAAGUAAUGGACCUAAUUCAUGUAUUCUCUAAAGAAAGACAGUACUUUCUCUUUCCAACCUGGUUGAGAACGCUCCAUAUGCAAACCAC